Messenger RNA from Nicotiana tabacum (common tobacco), 4245 nucleotides. RefSeq lists its product as uncharacterized. NCBI's taxonomy places the organism in Eukaryota, Viridiplantae, Streptophyta, Magnoliopsida, Solanales, Solanaceae. Gene Ontology annotation, molecular function: ubiquitin protein ligase activity. The record is from RefSeq and is a predicted model, not a curated record. Gene Ontology annotation, biological process: protein ubiquitination.
UCCAUAGAACAUACCAUUUCCUCUCAUGUUUCAAGCACAUGCUUAACUACAGGUCCCUCAAUCUACAGAGGACCGAAAUUCCUAACUAGAAUCAGCGAUUCACUUCUGCUAGUGUUCACAAACGCGCAACUAUCAGUUUUUUUCCCCAUUCAAGCUCCCGACAUCGGUGAUUGAGCUAGCUAUGGAGAUGGAAUUGUUCACGGAGGCAAUGCUGGAAGAAGAAAGCUGUUCUUUUGAGGAAAAUAAUGACGAUUAUUCGAGUUUGGACGGUGAAAGAUGUGGGAUAUGUAUGGAUGUUGUCAUUGACAGAGGAGUUUUAGACUGCUGUCAGCACUGGUUUUGUUUUACAUGCAUUGACAACUGGGCUACCAUCACAAACUUAUGCCCACUUUGCCAGAGUGAAUUUCAAUUGAUCACUUGUGUGCCUGUUUUUGACACCAUUGGGGGCAGCCAGACUGAUGAGGAUUUAUAUAUCAGAGAUGAUGAUUGGUCCAUUGAGGGGAAGACUAAUACUCUUUCAUUCCCAUCAUACUAUAUCGACGAGAAUGCAGUUGUCUGCUUGGAUGGAGAUGGCUGCAAAGUUCGGGCCGGAUCAGUUACAAAUGAAGGAGAUCUGAAUCUUGAUACGUCAAUUGCUUGUGAUUCGUGUGAUAUAUGGUAUCAUGCCUUUUGUGUUGGAUUUGACACUGAGGACACUUCUGAAAGUUCAUGGCUAUGCCCAAGAUGUGUCGACAAGAUACCCGAAAGUUCAGUAUCUAACAAGAAGUUUGGUCCAGAAAAUGCCAGCAAUAACUGUUUGAUUGAGGCUUCUUUUUCAGGGGAAGUGUCUGUAUCUGUUGCUGAUGCUGGUGAGACGGCUGUUGUCGUCUCGAUUGUUGAGAGGAACAAACAGGGUGAAGUACCAGACAGAAACCUUUCAAACCUAGAUCCUAAAGAGGCUAUAAAUACUGGCAUUUUGAUCCCUGAUUCUGUUCCUGAUACUCCCAAUAUUGAACUGUCCUUGUCACAAAAUGAAUGUCCAGAUACAGCACAGCUUUCUGCCACCCCUGUGGAUGUGAAGCCUGAUGCAUCAACACAGUUAUUUAGUGACGAACUGAUUCAACCAAAUCUUGAUCUUCAUCUUGGAUUGUCAGUGAACUCAUUUUCAGCAUGUAAUGUAGAGACAACAGAUACGAAAGUAGCUGGAGAUCAAGUACUUCAAACUGCCCGACAGAAGAAUGCGUCGGGAUGCCCUCGUCCUGGUGAAAAAGUGAUGCCUGACAAGAAUGAAGACAAAGUUGUGGCUUCCGGUGCAAAAAGAAAGCGCAGGGAAAACAGAAAUGCUGAUGAUGGAGGCAUUAGAGCCAAGGCUGAGUCUGCCUAUUAUUCGAAGAGAGUUAAAGUCGAGGGAAGCAGUGAGCUAAUUAAUACAAAGGACCAACCUCCAGGAUCUGCUUCAGACAACUCUGAUAAAUCUCGAGUAACCAUCUUGAAGGAUGACAAACUGAAAAGUAAACCUGAAAAUAAAAAUCUUAGCACUGACAUAAUGGAUAUAGUUCAAGGAACAGGUCGUAAAACUUUGAAGAAACUUGCACCUAGCAACCAGGAUGGAAUGUCCUCAAAACAAAGAGAAAAUGCAGCUCGCUUGAGGGUUAAAAAGAUCAUGCGGAGAACUGGUGAUGAGGACUCAUCAUUGCUAGUUGAAAAUCUAAGGAAAGAAAUUAGAGAAGCUGUUCGUAACAAGUCUUCUGGGGAUAAAGGGGAAAACCAGCUUGAUCCGAAACUUCUGACUGCUUUUAGAGCUGUUGUGACAGGAUCUACAACUGAAACUAAGAAGUCUUCUGUGGAUCUGAAGGCAAAGAGGUCACUGCUGCAGAAGGGAAAAGUACGUGAAAACCUAACCAAAAAAAUUUAUGGUAUUGGAGGAAGACGACGACGAGCAUGGACUCGCGAUUGUGAAAUAGAAUUUUGGAAACACAGAUGCUCAAAAAUGUCAAAGCCUGAGAAGAUUCAGACAUUGAAGUCAGUUCUUGACGUCCUGAGAGAUGAUUCAAAAACUGUAGAGACAAAGCUUGUGAAUGAAGGGGAGGGAAAGUCUUCCAUUUUAUCAAGGCUUUAUUUAGCAGAUAAUUCGGUUUUUCCAAGAAAGGAGGAUAUCAAGCCUGUUUCGUCCCAUACUCUUGUCGCAGCUGAUCAGAACAAACAAAAUGGAUUGACAUCGAACGCUUCAAUGUCUUUUCCAAGUCCAUUCAACGUAGUUCCACCAGUAAAUGUGGCGUCUGUGAUGGUGGCUUCUCCCAUGGAAAUUAAGGGGGCCAAGAUAAGUGUCCUGAUCACUAAGGCUGAUGCUACCAGGAAUGUACUUUCUAUCAAAGGCGCUGAAAGGCCAUCUGCAUCAACAUCAAGUAGUUCUAAAUUGUGUACCAAGGAGGAAGCAGCUGUAAAAUGUGAUAAUACAAAGAGUGAUAAGAGGAAGUGGGCCCUAGAGGUUCUUGCUAGAAAAACAGCAGCAACAAGCAAGAGUGACGCCCUGGAAAAUGAAGAGGACAGUGCAGUGCUGAAACAUAAUUAUCCUUUGCUAGCUCAGCUACCGAAAGAUAUGCGGCCAGCUUUGGCACCCAGUCGUCUUAAUAAAAUCCCCAUGUCUGUUAGGAUGGCUCAACUUCACCGUCUCACUGAGCACUUCUUAAGGAAAGCAAAUCUGUCAGUUAUGCGCAGAACAGCAGAAACAGAACUGGCAAUUGCAGACGCUGUUAAUAUUGAAAAGGAGGUUGCUGAUAGGUCUAAUAGUAAACUAGUAUAUAUAAACCUCUGCUCACAAGAGCUGCUGCGUAGAUCAGACAAUGCCAGUAAUGUUGUUGUGGGAGAGUCAAAUCCCUGCAAAACUUCAGAAGUUCUAACUAACUCAUCCGAAGAAUUAAGCGAGGUCCAUUCUUCUGAUCCAGCAGUCAAUGAAGCGCUAAGAAAUGCAGGACUUUUGUCUGAUUCACCUCCAAAUAGUCCAACUUGCCCAUUGGAGGAAGUCAAAGAGGAAAUUUGCGUAUCAAAAGAAGUUGAAGAUCACGGGCCCGAGAAUGUGUUUGAAGUAGAUGCUCCUCCAGAACUUGAUAUAUAUGGGGAUUUUGAAUAUAAUUUGGAGGAUGAUGACUUUUCUGGUGCUGGCACUUCAGUGAUCUCUGCGCUGCAGCCAGGAGAAUCUAAAAUGAAAGUUGUCUUCUCCACAAUCAACCCUGUGGGAUAUGAUGGCUCUAUGGAACUUCAAAAUCACGAAAAGCAGGAAAUUCUUGAAGGUCCUGUAGACUCAUCUUUGUUGAUUGGGUGUGAAACAAGUUGUAGAGUUGGAAGCUCAACUGCAGCUGGCAAGACCGAAAAUUGCCUUAGUCAUAGUUCCCUUAUUCAUUCUCAAAAUAGUUCCCUUAUUGAUGAAGAGCUCUCUGGUGUAGACUGUGAAGAGUUGUAUGGACCAGAUAAAGAGCCGCUGAUUGAGAAGUACCCUGAAAUGGCAUCGCUCAAGCUUAAUGAACUGGCUAUGAACAAUGAAGUUCGACAAAGCAAUGGAGUUGAUGAAUCCAAACAGGCUUCAAAGUCCUCGGAGCAGGGAAAUGACAGCAGCUCUACUGCUUCCAAAUGCCCAAACUCACCUAGCCAGCUAGCAAGAAAUGAAAAUCUACAAGUGAACAAGAUAUCAAAAUCCCGUGCUGAAAAGGAAUCAGGCAGCAAUAACUCUGUAUCAACGAAGGUUGAAGCAUAUGUGAAGGAGCACAUCAGGCCACUUUGCAAGAGCGGAGUGAUCUCUGUUGAACAAUACAGAUGGGCUGUGGGCAAAACUACUGAGAAAGUCAUGAAGUAUCACCCAAAGGACAAAAAUGCUAAUUUUCUCAUCAAGGAAGGGGAGAAAAUCAAGAAACUUGCAGAGCAGUACGUUGAGGCAGCUCAACAUGCAACAAAAGACUAAUAAGUAGCUGCCUAGUGAUAGCUACGCAAUGUACAGCUUUCGAAUCCUGCCUUUUCUUUCUGUUCUUUCCAUGGUGCUUCAGUUUUUGUAUUCAUGCCGAAGCUUAGAUAGUUACGCCGGGGACUAGGGUGAUGUAAAUGUAAUUUUGUCCUAGUCUCAAUAUUUAGACAUUUUCUUUAAGAUAUAGACUAAUUUUAAAUGCAGAAUGCUCCAUCAUUUGGAGGGAGCAUACCUUGUAUCUAUGAUUUUAGUUGUAUAAUAAAGAUAAGAAACCAUAGAGAUACCUAAUGGGCAGUGGAAGCUUCACUGCA